AUGGAAAAUAAAGAAUUAUUAUUACAAUUAAUUAAAAAAUUAGAAAGUGGAGAGUUGGUUCUUAAAAAUAACGCUAAACAAUUUUAUAGAGGAAGUGGAGACGAAAAAGAACACUUCUACCGAGAAAAAGGAAUUAAAUGUUGGGUUAAAGAUUGUCAAAACAAAGUCCUAAUUGAAAAGGCAGAUCACGAGAAAUUAAAACUUCAAUGCCAAGAAAAACAUACUCGAAUAGUUUGUAAAAAAUGUAGCAAAUCAGAUUACAUUCAUCAGUUAGAAGAUGGAAAUGUAAAAAUUUGCCUAGAAUGUUUGGAAAAGGUGUUUACUGAAAAACAUGGGGUUAGUUAUAAACAAUUCCGAUUGGAUAAAAGUAGCGAAAAGAAGUUUAUUCGGUUAAAUGAAUAUUGUAAAAUAAAGUUUGAUUUCAGAGAAAACCUUGAUAAAUUCAAAGGAGAUGAUGAUAAUGGAGAGGUUUACGGAAAUGUUAAUUAUUCUGUAAAAUAUUCUCCUUAUGGUUCUCGUUUAGAAUUUGGAAAUUCUUUUUCUGCUAAAAAAGUAUUGGAGAACCAAAAAGAAAUCAAAAAUUCUCCAGACUUCUACCAGCAAGCCCCCUUUUUAACUAUUGCGGAGGAUUUAUUGAAGUUAAUAAAGGAAGAUAAAGUAGAUAGGUUAAUAUUUUUAAGUGCUUACGAUAAAAGGAAGUUUCCUAAUGGUGAUGAUAGAAAAAUAAAAAUAUUCGGAGAAACUUUUGGUAAAGUGGUUGGCGGUUCUACUGAUAACAAUGAAGAUACUGCUGAAGGUCUACUUUGUGCUAUGAAAUUAAUCCCUUUUGAAAUGAUUGAUGAUAAUCCUAAUAUUUGUAAGGGGGUAAUGAAACUAAACGACACUAUUAGAAAAAAUGAAGUAGUCAGUAAGGAGUUGGAAGAAGAAAUAUCCGAGGUUUUAGAAAAAGAAGAUUGUGAUUUCUGUGGUAGGAAGGUAGAAAGAAAAGACCUAAUGGGAUUUUGCCACGAAAACCUUAAUCCUAUUUAUGGCAUUCAGCAACCAAUAAGUGAAGAUUUUGUUUAUCUUUAUGAAGAAGACAAAAUUAAAGUUCUUACCCCUUGCUAUCUAGCAACAGAAAGUCAGCAUCAUGAAGAAGUAAUAUUGGUUAAGCAAGAAGUUAACAAAUUAAGCAAGAUGAAUUCAGAGAAACAGAAAAUAGAAUAUUUGGUUAAGCAACCCCCUAGCAAAUUUCGAGCAGAGAUAGAUAUGGAUGAAAUAAUCGAGAAAACUGGUGAUGCUGAAACUGCUGAUAAUAAAGAAAUAAUUAUUAAAGAUUAUUCGGAAGCUAAAACAACUUUUAUUGGUCUUCCUUUGCUUCUAGUAUUAGGAAUAAUUACUUACUUUGUCUUCUUUCGCUAUUCGGAAAAAGAAGAAGAAACAGCAGUUGUGGACUAUGUUGGAUUUCUCACGACACCCACAGAUAAUACCCUAGUCGGUGGCAACUGUCGGCAUGUUUUAAAAGUUCUAAGGGCAAGGAACAGUGAGCAUGCCUUAAAAAGGAUUUCCAACCUUGACGAAGGGCAAAUAAAUCUGAAUUUAUUCAGAGGUUUUAUAAACAAAUAUGUGUUUAAUCCUCUUGCCUAUUCUACUCCGAAUAUGGCAUUUCUUGGGUCUUCUCAAGAAAUAUUAAACUAG
This is a messenger RNA of Funneliformis geosporum, 1677 nucleotides long. The record is from the annotation of a GenBank genome assembly. NCBI's taxonomy places the organism in Eukaryota, Fungi, Glomeromycota, Glomeromycetes, Glomerales, Glomeraceae.